AUGCCGACUCACGAUACACCCAGACCCGAGUCCUCAUCCUCACUCUCCUUCACGCAAGGCCUCCUCCUCGGCCAGCUUUCUGUCGUAAUACUGCUCGGCGCUUUCAUCAAAUUCUUCAUAUUCGGUGACCCCCCCUCGCCAGACGUAACCGCUGCCCUGCGAGCCACAGAGCGGCGCUCGCGCACCCUUGCCCACAAGCGCUCCCUCCUCUCCCUCCGCACGACCUCCACACCCCCCCGAUCCUCACAAAACCUCAACCAGCCAUCUCUGAACAAGAAGCGGUCGAGCGUGCUGCGUAACCCGCCGCCGCUCACCACCAAUACGAUACUGAGCAAGACGUACUACAAUGUCGACUCGCACCAGCCGGAGAGCCUGGACUGGUUCAACGUGCUGGUUGCCCAAACGAUCGCCCAGUUCCGCAGCGACGCGCAGCACGACGACGCCAUUCUCACAACCCUUACUAAAGCGCUGAACGGGGGCUCGCGGCCGGACUUCUUGGACGAGAUCAAAGUCACGGAGUUGAGUCUCGGGGAGGACUUCCCCAUCUUCAGUAAUUGCAGGGUUAUCCCCGUGGAUGAGGAUGGGCUGAGUCUGGGGGAGGGGUUGGGAAAGGGGAAGGGGAGUCAGAGGGAGAGGGAACAUGGCCGGCUGCAGGCGCGCAUGGAUGUUGAUCUGAGCGAUUUCAUAACACUGGCUGUGGAGACGAAGCUGCUGCUUAACUAUCCGAAGCCGCUGGUGGCGGUGCUGCCGGUCGCGUUGGCUGUUUCGGUGGUUAGAUUCAGUGGCACGCUGUCUAUCAGUUUUAUACCCGGCAGUCCGACUAACGCGACGAUGUUGGCGUUCAGCUUCUUGGACGACUACCGACUGGAUUUCUCAGUUAGGAGUCUGGUGGGUAGUAGGAGUCGCCUGCAGGAUGUGCCCAAGAUUGCGAGUCUGGUAGAGGCAAGGCUGCAUACAUGGUUUGACGAGAGGGCUGUUGAGCCGCGCUUUCAGCAGAUUGAGCUGCCGAGCUUGUGGCCCAGGAAGAAGAAUACGAGGGGAGGAGAAGAGAGCGCGGGGAUCAGCGGCACACAUAGUGAGCCGGCGAGUAUGAGCCGCGCCAAGGGGAAGGAGAUGGAGAGGGACCUGAGGGAAGAGGCUAGGAGGGAGGUCGAGGCUGAAGCGAGGACGAGAGGGGAUAUGGAGGGCAGCGAGCAGGAGGGGAUGCGAUGGAGGAGGAGAGCGAGGGGGGAGUAUGCAAUGCCGGGGAGUAUGCCGGGCCUGAAUAUGACUUGA
Molecule: messenger RNA, 1275 nt
Organism: Drepanopeziza brunnea f. sp. 'multigermtubi' MB_m1
Lineage: Eukaryota; Fungi; Ascomycota; Leotiomycetes; Helotiales; Drepanopezizaceae
Biological process (GO): mitochondrion organization; phospholipid transport
Cellular component (GO): endoplasmic reticulum; ERMES complex
Molecular function (GO): lipid binding
Source: RefSeq, a predicted model, not a curated record